Messenger RNA from Dentiscutata heterogama, 131 nucleotides. The record is from the annotation of a GenBank genome assembly. NCBI's taxonomy places the organism in Eukaryota, Fungi, Glomeromycota, Glomeromycetes, Diversisporales, Gigasporaceae.
AUAGUGCCAACCCAUCAACACAACUUAUCCAUCCAAACCCAUUUUUCUACAAGAAAAUCAAGCUCACAAAACUAAACUGGAUUAUUACACCUAACAAAGCAUUUGGAAAAAUAUCAAGCAUUGACAACCAA